Molecule: messenger RNA, 1301 nt
Organism: Phanerochaete carnosa HHB-10118-sp
Lineage: Eukaryota; Fungi; Basidiomycota; Agaricomycetes; Polyporales; Phanerochaetaceae
Exons: 8
Coding region: 103-1260 (385 amino acids)
Biological process (GO): cellular response to oxidative stress; hydrogen peroxide catabolic process; response to reactive oxygen species
Molecular function (GO): peroxidase activity; heme binding
Source: RefSeq, a predicted model, not a curated record
GCAGGGUACUCCUCAGGACAACGAGCUCUCCACUCACAUUCUCCUCUCGACAUCGAACUCUCUUUCUCUCGAGCCAUCUACCUUCGCUCUGUAGGCCACACAAUGGCUUUCAAAUUCUCUUCACUUUUCGCCCUCGUCGCCGUUGCUGCGACCGUGCGCGCCGCUCCGGCUUCCACCACCACCACCUGCUCCGAUGGCACACAGGUCCCCGACGAAAUGUGCUGCAACUUCGUCCCUCUCGUGUCAGCGCUCCAGAACACGCUAUUCAUGGGAGACUGUGGUGAAGACGCUCACGAGGUCAUCCGUCUUACUUUCCACGACGCCAUCGCUAUCUCUCAGAGCCAGGGUCCCGCAGCCGGAGGAGGAGCCGACGGGUCGAUGCUCAUCUUCCCGACCGUUGAGCCAUCGUUCGCAGCGAACACGGGCAUCGGCGACAGUGUCAACAACCUGAUUCCGUUCCUGUCCCAGUUCCCCAACGUCACCGCUGGCGACCUGAUCCAGUUCGCAGGCACGGUCGCACUGAGCAACUGCCCGGGUGCGCCGCAGCUGGAGUUCCUUGCUGGUCGCCCGAAUGCGACUGCGCCGGCCGUUGACGGCUUAAUCCCCGGGCCGCAGGAUAGCGUCACGUCGAUCCUCGACCGGUUUGCCGAUGCUGGCGGCUUCAGCCCCUUCGAAGUCAUCUCCCUCCUUGCCUCUCACUCCAUUGCUCGUGCCGACAAGGUUGACCCGACGAUCGACGCCGCGCCUUUCGACUCCACUCCAUUCGUGUUCGACACUCAGGUCUUCCUCGAGGUCCUGCUCAAGGGUGUCGGCUUCCCUGGCACCCCCAACAACACCGGCGAGGUCGCCUCUCCGCUCCCGCUCACCGUCGGCAGCGACACCGGCGAGCUGCGUCUGCAAUCGGACUUUGCGCUGGCGCGCGACUCACGCACGGCGUGCUUCUGGCAGGGCUUCGUCAACCAGCAGGAGCUCAUGGCAUCGAGCUUCCAGGCGGCCAUGUCCAAGAUGACGAUCCUCGGCCACAACCGCGCCGAUCUCGUUGACUGCUCGGCCGUCGUCCCUGUGCCGAAGCCCGCGGUCAACAAGCCUGCGAGCUUCCCGGCGACGACUGGCCCUCAGGACCUGGAGCUGUCGUGCACGACCUCGCAAUUCCCGACGCUGACCGUCGACGCCGGCUCACAGGAGACGGAGAUCCCGCACUGCUCGGACGGCAGCAUGACGUGCAACACUGUCCAGUUCACCGGCCCGGCUGUCGACUAAGCGGUAUCACGGCAAAGUUCAUUCAUCCGGCUCUAAAUCAU